AUGGAAGUUGAUUCAAAUUGUCUCUUUGUUGAUGUCGGUAAUUGUGAUGGAUCUGAAAUACCUUGUCACGAUUUUCUCAAACCACAUGUUGAUACCGAUAAUCAUUCAUCGUUACUCGACUCUUAUUGUUUCAAUGUUGCACGUCGACAUGUCAACGUUGAUGAUAAAGGUGUUGUUGUCGAUGACACAAUAACUCCAACAAUUCGUUAUGAUGAUUACCAAUUGGAACAUUUUAUUGAGCUCCUAGUUUCUCCUCAUAUUUGUACGGAUAUGCCUUUCGGUGACACAAAACUUUAUCUUUCAAUUGAUGAGAUUCUUCUUAUUCCACUCAUCAUCCUUAAUCUGGCACCACAACGCAUUAUCAUCCAAUAUUAUAAAUUACUGUGA
This is a messenger RNA of Rotaria sp. Silwood2, 387 nucleotides long. The record is from the annotation of a GenBank genome assembly. Lineage: Eukaryota; Metazoa; Rotifera; Eurotatoria; Philodinida; Philodinidae.